AUGGAGUCCGUCCCGGGCCGGGAUGUCGUGCCCGCAAAGCUCCCAGUCCUACCCAUGCCACAGCUCGCUGAUGCUAGAGACAGCGACGAUGAUUGGACCGGCAUCACAAAUGCUGCGGCUCGUAAGAAGAGGCAAAACCGGCUCAAUGUCCGGGCUUAUCGGCGGAGGCAGAAAGCUAUCAGGCAACAAGCGAAGACCACAGAAGCCCCAGGCUUCACUGGGUGCAUCGCCGAAGAAGAUGCCGAGAUACCAUGCUGGGAUGAAGUUCGUCAGAAACUGACUAUGCUGCCCACCUCAGUAGCCAAGCGAAUGCAGAGUACGAAAGGGCCGAUGAUGCAUUUCAUGCCAUCCGACGAGCUCAUCUUUCCGCUAAGCUCAGAUCACCUGAUCAUUCUCCUCCAACUCAACGUGCUCCGUGCCUCGAUAGAGAACCGUCGUCUUCUAAGGCCCCUCGAAUCCAGUUCAAUCAAGAGUUGCGACUCUUCGUCCCAUACAAUCCUGCCACACCUCUCGGAUCCCCGCCUACUCCCCCCGGCUCUGCAUCCCACCACUCUCCAAUGCACGGUUGUACACAAGGAUUGGAUCGACAUUGUCCCAGACCCUGCCUGGCGUGACAACCUCAUCCGGCUAGUAGGACAAUAUGACGAGGCUGAUCUCUGGUCCGAUGUGAUCGGCGGCCUAUUCGACGGGUUUCCGGACUCGGAAGUCGGACAUCGCGGCCUCGUUGCUUGGUCACCGCCGUGGGAUCAUGGCUCGGAAUUCCCUCCACGUCGACUUCGCGCUGCAAAGCGUGCCACCGCCCACAAAUACGCCAUGAUCCAGCCUAUGGAAUCAGCGACCGCCGGCCGAACGAUCCUCAGCAAUGCUCGCAUCUUCACCAGUUUGCCCGGCCAAGAUGAACUAUUCGACGGAUCGAUAAUCCUACAGGAAGGCUUGAUUGAUUAUGUUGGGCCAUCUGAUUCGACCCAAAUCUCGUUAGCUAGAGAUGCCGGCGCCGCCGACGUCGAUGUUCGAGGCCGUGUCAUCACGCCCAGCUUCAUCGACGGGCAUGUACAUAUCAUGCACUUCGGACAGGCUCUCAGCAAGCUCAAUGUCAUGACCUGCGCCUCACUGGCUGAGAUACGGACCAAGAUUAGGGGCUUCGCGGCGGCGCAUCCAUCAGCGCCACGGCUACUGUGCAGGGGCUGGAUACAAUCCUCUGUCAGUGGAACCGCUCUCGCCAGCAUGCUUGACGACCUCGAUCCGCGGCCCAUAUAUGUAGAAGCCAUGGAUCUGCACUCGGUGUGGUGCAACACUGCCGCACUUACCGAAACCGGCAUCAUCGACAUGUCUACUGACCCAGAUGGAGGGAAGAUCGUGCGCGACGAGCACGGCCAACCAUCCGGCCUUCUCGAAGAAAGCACAUUGCAUGGCAUUGUAGUGCCCUUCCUCUUCAAGGCUCUGACGGAAGCCGAAACGCAAGAUAUCCUCCACCAAGCCUUCACCGCGUACACCUCCGCCGGAUAUACGGGUGUGAUUGAUAUGGCCAUGGAUGACCAACAGUGGCAUGCCAUUGAAACCUACCGCACCAACCACCCUCCCCUUCCCCUGCACAUCGCCGCACACUGGCUGAUUCCCUACUCCGACAAACCCUCCGAGGUCCAGUCUUACCUUGACACCGCCAUCGCUAUGAACCAACGCUACCAUCCCUCCACCUCUCCCGACUUCAGCAUCGUUGGCAUCAAAAUCAUUGGCGACGGCACUGUCGACGGCUGCACCGCAGCUCUCACCGAACCCUAUGGCACACUGACCGACCCAUGCGUCCCCAUCUGGCCCGCCGCCACCCUCACCUCGGUAGUUCAAGCCGCCGACGCCGCCAACCUCCAAGUCGCCAUCCACGCCAUCGGCGACGUCACGAUCCGCAACGCCAUCGACGCCAUCGCAUCCCUGGGCGCCUCACGACGCCAACGCCACCGCAUCGAGCACCUGGAACUCGCAUCCGCGGCUGACGCCCGGCGCCUGGGCCAGCUUGGAAUCAUCGCCUCCGUGCAGCCUGUGCACUCGGACCCGGUGCUCUUCCGCGCAUGGCCGGAGCUGCUGGGCGUCCAUCGCUGCAAGCGCGCGUUCGCGUACAGCGAGUUUGUCGCGGGUGGCGCACCCCUGGCGUUUGGGACGGAUGCGCCGACGGCGGCGCACCUGCCGCUGCCGAAUUUGUAUAAUGCCACGACGAGGAGGAGUGCGUUGGAGGUGGUGAGCGCGGAGUGCACGAAUGAGGAGUUUAAGGUUGGGUUGGCGGAGGCAGUGCGUGCAGCGACGAGAGGGGCGGCGUAUAGUCGUGGGGCGGAGGGGUGGUGUGGCAGUCUGAAGAAGGGCAUGAACGCGGAUCUGUGCGUGCUAGAGACGGAGUGGCGUGCCGAGGGGUUAUUAUGGAGUCGUGUGUGGCAGAGCUGGUAUCGCGGGAGGAAGGUAUUUGAUCUUGAGGCCCAGGAGCCGAGCUGA
Cyphellophora europaea CBS 101466 is the source of this 2478-nucleotide messenger RNA. RefSeq lists its product as uncharacterized. The record is from RefSeq and is a predicted model, not a curated record. Gene Ontology annotation, molecular function: hydrolase activity, acting on carbon-nitrogen (but not peptide) bonds. Lineage: Eukaryota; Fungi; Ascomycota; Eurotiomycetes; Chaetothyriales; Cyphellophoraceae. The transcript is spliced from 4 exons. Bases 1 to 2478 code for a protein of 825 amino acids.